UCACGAAAGGAGGUCAGAAGUGGGUGAAUGAUCUGGAGAAGUACACGGUCCAAGACCACCUGUGCUUGGGAGACAUGAGGGCCCUGCUUGGACGGAUAGAAGGAAGAGGCAAGAGCAGUAGAUUCCGAGGCCAAUUGCACGCACGACCCAGAUGAAACUUAAUUCAACAAUAUCAGGUCGAAUUAUUGGGCUGCUAUUCGUUACAUCUACCCGACAACACGCAGUUUACAUGCCCUCAACAGCCUGAGAAAAGAACCGGGGGAAGAAAUGCAUGCCUUCUUGAAGAGAUGUGAAGGAGUGUGGGAGGACUGCACUGGAGAACGGCAUGACAUUUCUCCGGCUGUUGUAAUGUUGUGGAAGAACGCUGUCAUUAAAGCCCUUCCCCGAUCAGUGCAGGCAGGCCUGGGAGACAUGGUGGGAUUAGACGCUAAACCCAUUGAAGAAUGGAGACUACAUCUCAUUCACCACGAUAUGAAAUACCAGGCAACAAAGGGGGAAAAUUAUGAAGAAAUUAAAACACUAAAACUAAGACUUUUGAAGAUACAAGUAGCUGAGAAAGAUGCCGAAGCUAAUAAAAACAAGAAAUCGACAAAGCAGAUGGCCAUACUAGCAGAGAAGGCAGGGCGGACACCUCCAACAGUUCAACAAAGCGGAGGAGGAAGUGUAUGUCCACAAAACCAGGUUCAGCAGACACCUGUGUAUCUUCCUACGCAAGUACAGCCACAAGCACCACAGUAUAUUCAACAGCAAAUACCUGUGUAUCUUCCUACCCAAGUACAGCCGCAAGCACAGGUAUACACUCCCAUACAGCAUCAACAAAAGGGACAAUGGAGAGGAAAGCAACGAUCAAGAGGAAGAAGGGAUGAUGGCUGCUUCAUAUGUGGAGAUUGUAGACAUCUGGCCAGAGAUUGCCCCACUCAGCAAUAUCCACCACAAGGUAGCACCUCACAAUACAGAGGAGAACCAGUGUUGGAUAUCAGAAAUAUUGAAGCGGAAGCAUAUGCCAGGGCCAUGACGAAUAUUUCUGUUGGAUCAGGUGAUUGGGUAAAUGUAAAAAUCCACAAGAUGAACUUGUUGCAACCUGUAUGGAGUGGACCAUGGGAAGUUGUAGAACGCACUGCAGAUGCGCUCCGGAUCAAAGUUAAAAAAGGAACAUGUUGGCACCUUCUUACACAUUGUGUAGCCGUACCGCCACCUUUCCAGAAACGGCACGGCAGUUAGAACUGAUUUUGGAAAACUGGUACAAAAAACAAUAAGGAAUUGAACAUAUUUUACAACGACAGCACCAGGAGAUGAGUAAACUCAAGAAUCUGUAGUGUAAAUACAUUGAGAAAAACACAUUUUACACUCGAACUGUUUGCACAUCAUAGACAAGGAAUUUAGACAAUAUAAAUAAAUGUUCAGCAAAAGUAAUAAGUAUGGUGGAAAGUAGACAUAGGCCUACACUUGAUUCAAAUGUCAUUACUGUGAUCCGAUUGGUGUGCUCUGCAGGUUUACUAUUGUUCGAAGUAACAGUGGGAUUUAAAAUGUUGGAGAAAAUAUGGAGAUGUUCUUUCGUAGUGUGUGGAAUAUGUGAUGCUGGAAACAUGUAAGUAUUUCAGAGUUGUGUUGGGUAAAUAUGUAGCAAUGGAUGAAACCAUUUUUAGAGUGAGUUUUUGUAAUAUCAUUAGUAUACAUUAAUUAUGUUGUUUAGAUGGCAUUUAACAACUAAGACAGAUAGUAUGAUUAGAAAGAGACAGAGUGGAAAGGGUUGGAUUUAUUUAACCUCAGUGUGCAAGACUUCUUAUAGGUAAUGCGUCCCGAGACCUGGACUCCCCCUCUGAGUUAGAAAGGCUACGAUCCCGACCCUC
Molecule: messenger RNA, 1850 nt
Organism: Gymnodraco acuticeps
Lineage: Eukaryota; Metazoa; Chordata; Actinopteri; Perciformes; Bathydraconidae
Exons: 2
Coding region: 268-1221 (317 amino acids)
Molecular function (GO): nucleic acid binding; zinc ion binding
Source: RefSeq, a predicted model, not a curated record